Messenger RNA from Anguilla anguilla (European eel), 5373 nucleotides. RefSeq names its product sodium/potassium/calcium exchanger 3-like. The coding region runs from base 608 to 2452 and encodes 614 amino acids. The record is from RefSeq and is a predicted model, not a curated record. Lineage: Eukaryota; Metazoa; Chordata; Actinopteri; Anguilliformes; Anguillidae. Gene Ontology annotation, biological process: intracellular calcium ion homeostasis; calcium ion transmembrane transport. Gene Ontology annotation, cellular component: membrane. Gene Ontology annotation, molecular function: calcium, potassium:sodium antiporter activity; calcium channel activity. The transcript has 17 exons.
CCUCAUUCAGCAAAUCGGAUAAAAAAAGGAAGCUUCUCUGCUCAUAUUGUCAAAACAACCUGCAAUGGAAUUAGCAUUAAAAUACAGUGGAUAAGUGUGUUUUCCUAGUAGGCUAAAUCGCGUGUCUAUCGUCUCCUAGUAGCACGGUCUCCAAGGGCCGUUCAACACACGACAAAGGAGAUACUCGGAAACUAAAGAGGAGGGAGGUGGGGACAGAGGUUGAGAUAACAUAUCCCUAUCACCGCGGACUGGAUCGACGGAUGUACGAGUGUAUCUGAGGAUAUUUUUCUCCCUCACCAACUUCUUCAGUUCCUAUAUUCCUGCGUCUAAGGGCGGUCUUGCAUGCCUUUUUUUUCCAAGUCGCCCCAUUGUUUAGGCGUACUGAAAGGAAUGGAGUGCCUGAUGUAGCCUACGCUUCCAUGUAUCGAGGAUGAAUGAAAUAUGCGACGAAUAUGUUGGACUUUGAAACCAUACAGUAUCUGAAGGUCUAGAUUUACAAAUAGGUUUCGAUGAGGCUUCAGAAUAGGCUUUGCCAGUGAAGAAGUGGGAACCGUGUUUCCUGCCGCUGUGACAGACAUGUUCUGACGGGAGUGGGACGCACAGCGGGAUGAAGGCGGUGUUCAGGAGCAGAAGACGGCGGCUUUGCUGCUGUGGAAUGGGAAUGCUCGCUGUCCUCGCUCUCACACAACUGUUUCGCUUGACAGAGACAGAUCCCCUCAAGGAUUCACCUUCCACCUGGGUCUCACGCAGACUGAUGCAAGAGAGAGGAGAGAACCAGACUUACAAACCACCCCAUGCACCGAUCCAGGAGUUCCCGGAGGACAUCUUCACCAAGGAGCAACGGAAGCACGGGGCGGUGCUGCUGCAUGUGCUCUGUGCCAUCUACAUGUUCUACGCUCUUGCUAUAGUCUGCGAUGAUUACUUUGUCCCUUCCCUGGAGAAGAUAUCAGAGAACCUGCACCUCAGUGAGGACGUGGCAGGGGCAACCUUCAUGGCAGCUGGAAGCUCUGCCCCUGAGCUCUUCACUUCUCUGAUUGCCGUGUUCAUCACUCAGGGAGAUGUGGGCGUGGGCACCAUCGUGGGCUCUGCAGUCUUCAACAUCCUGGUCAUCAUCGGGGUGUGUGGAAUCUUUGCAAGACAGACUGUCUCUUUGACCUGGUGGCCUCUUUUCCGGGAUUCUCUCUUCUACAUCUUCUCUGUGCUUGCCUUAAUCGUGGUCAUCUAUGAUGAAAGAGUUGUCUGGUGGGAGUCUGUUUUUCUGGUUUCCAUGUACGGAGUGUACAUCCUCAUAAUGAAGUUUAACCUCCCGAUCUGGAAGUUUGUGGAGCGCCACUGUGGGCAUCCUGAGCAGUGCUGUGUCAGAACCAGCCGCCUCCCAGACAGAGAGCUGGCAGAGGGGGGGGAGAACUGCGACACUUCGGAUGUCCUCCUCAGGAAGGGUCAGUGUGGUGGGCAGGAGUCUCCUGUGAUGAUGGUGGAUGAGCUCAUGAGCCUCCACCCUCACCAGCUGUCCUUCUCUGAGGCUGGUCUGCGGAUCAUGAUCACUCCCCACUUCUCCCCUCGAACCCGCCUUACCAUGGCCGGCCGCAUGCUAAUCAAUGAGAGACAGCGGCUCAUCCGCAGCCCCGGGGGAAGCAGUGACAGUGACGGGGGGGCGGGGGAGUCCCCGGUGAAACCCAGCGGAUCCGGGUUUAGGGUGGACGACUCUCUGGUUAUAGAGAAUGGAUGCAGCCCUGAGAAUGAGAUGCUGUCACUGGAGGAGGCGGGGAGGGGGGAGGCCGAUGAGACUGAGGGGGCAAAGGGGGAGUCAAAUGUGGAGAGUGCCUGUCCUAAGGAAGAGGAAGAUGAUGACGAAGACAUAUUCAGGCCCCUGAAGAUGCCAAGGGGCGGCUGCACUCGGGUGAGGUGGCUGGUGUCCUGGCCGCUGUCCUUACUGCUGUACUGCACUGUGCCCAACUGUGUGCUGCCGCGUUGGCACCGCUGGUUCAUGGUCACGUUCGUGGCCUCCACACUGUGGAUCGCCGCCUUCUCCUACCUCAUGGUGUGGAUGGUCACCAUAGUCAGUGACACUCUUGACAUCCCCGCCUACAUCAUGGGCAUCACCUUCCUGGCAGCGGGCACCAGUGUCCCUGACUGCAUGGCCAGUCUCAUCGUUGCCCGGCAAGGAAUGGGGGACAUGGCUGUGUCCAACACCAUCGGCAGCAAUAUCUUUGACAUCCUUCUGGGGCUGGGCUUCCCCUGGACUCUGCGCACUCUAGUGGUCAACUUCAACUCAACAGUCUGCAUCAACAACAAAGGGUUGGUGUAUUCCGUCAUCCUGCUGCUUGCUUCUGUCUUUCUCACAGUGUUGAGUGUACAUCUGAACCACUGGAAGUUAGACAAGCGCUUGGGCUUUAGCUUGAUAUUUCUCUAUACCAUUUUCCUUCUCUGCUCUAUACUGUUCGGAUUGUAAAGUAUCCAGCGCAGAAGACAGUUCUACAUUUUCUGCUUGUUAUCGUCUUUGUUGGGAAACCAUUAAGACAGUUUUACCAUGCAUGUACACAGACACAAAAUGGUGUACCACUCCAUUCUGGUGGAAAAGGAAGCUGUAAAUGUUUUGUUAUUUUCUCUCAAUAUUGUGUCGUCCUGCUGAUUUUAGAUUAUUUUUUAAUUCAAUAACAAGAUACUGUUUAAACAUUUAAUAAUCAAUUUAUUUCUGAACCCUCAUUAUCUGUCUGAUCUCUUCAAGGGUGGGGAAAAUUAGGAGUAAUACGGUAAUGGUCCGGCCAUAUCUACAAAAGCACAGAAUAAGUAUGUUGUGCAGUAGGAGUUCUGGGAAAAUAAAUAUAUCAGCAGGCAGGUACGCUAACGUACUUUGAAGGCAUUUAGCACAAAUCAUUUUAACCAGCUUCCCAGUUGCAGUGACACUUUAAUCUUUAACACUGACCGGUUUCCCAGCUCUUUUGUAAAGGAUUGGUCAUGGUAAAGGCACGUAUGAAGCUGAAGAUGAAGAUCAUGCAAGAGCUGAUAUGUUUUGGUGCCGACAUGAAAGCCAAAUCCAGCUGAUGUGGUUUAUCGAUCAUUUCUGCUUCAUCGCCGCUCCAUAGUUCCCUUUUGGCACUGAUCGUGAAAGUACAAAACACUGAAACUUUUAAUUAUAUUCAGAGUAGUGUUGUUGCUAUUUAAUGUGUUUCUAAAGUGAAUGAAUGCUGCCCACUUUUGAUGACUGGUGUACAGGUUUUAAUAUUAUUCACCACCUUUAGAUACGAUUAUAGUUUUGAGACAAAGAUGAGAUCUCAUGGUAUAAUUAUAGGUGUGUAUUAAUAUUAUCAUUAUUUAGGAAGUCAACAAAGCCUCACCAAAUUUUCGCUAAAGUUUUGCACAAUGUUUUACAGACUUUUAUAAGAUUAAAGAUCGGUGUGAGAGUAGACUUAUUUGUGUUUUUUAUUUUAUUUUAUAAUAACCAAAAUGUGUGGAUUAUCUCCCUAAUUUUUUUUUUAACCAUUUUUGCAUGUUUUUGCUACAGGGGUAUAGUAAAACUACACAUAGGUAUGCUGCCCUUGCCACCCAUGCCAUCACACAAUAAAUAAACUCAUUUUUAUUUAAACCGGAGUGAAGUUAGAAUGCACUGAGUCACUUGUUAAGCCACUAUUUAAGUAGAACAGUGAGCUACAACAGCAUGUUCACAUUCUAAGUAUGACUGAAAAAGGACAGGACAGAACCGGGCUGAUUUUUUUUUUUUUUUUUUCAUUAGAAGCCGAAUAAUAACCUAAGCAUUUUAUUCCGCUGUGGUUCCAGCUUAGCUCUGGUGUUUGUUUUAAUCAUGCUGGACAUUUAUUGUAUUGUAAUAAUAUAAAGGAAGUUAUGGCAGAGGAAAUAAAGGAUUUUUUGUGUUACUACUGUUGGAGAAGUAGAGUAAUAGAGUCCCUGUUUUAAAGCCAGACUUUUCAGUUUGUCAUCUGUUUCUGUGGCUGAGCUUAAAGCUUCCGUCCUUUCACGACUGAUGCCACGCUGUUGGACACUGAGAUGAGUGGGGGUGUUGGAAUGUGUGUGUGUAAGUGUCUCGGUUUCUGUUUCAUUUUUGUUCAGCUUCUGAACUGACCUAAGGACUUAUCUUUCCUGCAUCCUGGCAUACACGUGACAUUUUCUUGUCUUUGUAAUAUUCUGACAUUUUUUUUCCAGUGUCAUGUUCCGUUCAUGAUUUGUAUUUUCUCUGGGGUAGGGUAUCCCAGAAAUGUGUAAACCAAAGUGAGUAUCUGAAGGACAUGGCUGGUGUUUGCAAUAGGUGGCCAAAUUAAUCCCCAAGAUAACAACUCAAGAUAUAACAAGUUAACAACAAGCUCUGUUUUUCCUCCUCAGAUAUGAAAAAGCUACUUUAGUAUUUUCCAGGAACAAUAGUCAUUGGCGCUUUUAAAUCAGGACCCUGUCUACUUUCAUAUGCCUUGUGUGUCCCAAUUGUGAGAUGGCCGCUCUAGUACAGUGCUUUUUGCUUUCCGUACUGAUUGCAGUUCUGUGCAAGAGCACAGCACUGAAAGAAGCCCUUCUCAAGUAAUCAGUCAGAUUAACUGAGUGAUCAAAUGUUUAUGCACCUGCUGCAGUUUGGAAUGAAUUUGAAAUAUCAAGUGACUGUCCUAAUACAUGAUUAGUAGGGAUGAGUGAUGGAGCCUCUGUGACUUGAAAAAAGACAUGACUGCAUGAUUAUAAGCAAGGCUGGGUUUGUGAAGUGUGCUAGAACACAGAAGUACAGAAACAUAUAAUUAUAUAAUGUUGUGUUCUUAAAGGACAGUAUUAAGCAAGGGAUUGCUUCAGUAAACAUACAGUGGUACAAAAGGAUAGCAUGAAAACAUGGAAUUCACUAAUGAUAAGGGUGUCUACAUAAACUUCUGAUUGUGUGAAACCAAAAAAAAAAAAAUGAUCCACCAAGAUUUGUUUUUGAGUUUUUUUUUUGUGUGUUUUUCUGGUCUCAUUAUUUUUAUUUAGUUAUAUGUUUUUCUUCUGGCUGAAGUGAUGGCUGUACAAAAAUACUCAAGCUCUGGAAAAAUGGUAAAGGUAUGGCAUUUUAUAAAAGGUGUCACUGUCAGCCAUGCUGUCAGCUGAACAUCUGUCCAUUGUUUUGCUAUAGAGAAGAGAACAGACAAAUUGAAAAAUGCACCCUGGAUUCUUACAGAAGGAAGCAGCAUUGAUAGUGAUGACAAAACUAAUAAACCUGAAUGACUUAAUGAAUUAUUUGACGGCUUGUUCGCAAGGAAUAUUUUUGAGCUUUGGCUGCAUUAACCCCUUUGAAUAUAACAUGGUUGUUUUUUACCCUUUUAUGUGAUGUUUGCAUUCAUUUACAGAAGUUUUACUGUAUGUUGUUGAGUGCAAUAAAGUCUGUGCAAUAACUUGGAAUAGUCA